AUGUCGACUAAACUGCAGGGCGACGAUUUGGACGAGGCAGAGGCCAAUGGCAAGUCGGGAGACGAGGCCGAGGCUGAGGAUGAGGCUGAGGACGAGGCUGAGCACGAGGCUGAGCACGAGGCUCCACACGAGGCGGAGGAGGAGGCGGAAGAAGAGGCCGACAAAGAUGCGGAGGAAGAUGAGGAGGAAAAGGUGGAGGAAGAGGCGGAGGAAGAGGCAGAGGAAGAGGCGGAGGAAGAGGCGGAGGAAGAGGCGGAGGAAGAGGCAGAGGAAGAGGAAGAUGGGGAGGCGGAGGACGAAGAAGGUGGGGAGUCCGGCAAUGAGUCGGAAGAUGAGUCCGAGGACGAGCCGUCGGACGAGGAGGGUGGAGAGUCGGACGAUGAGCAGGAGGAUCAGGAGGAGGCAAUGGAGAGGAAUGAGAAAAACGGUACGGCGGAAGUGCCUGCCUGCGCGGAUGUUCAUAAGCCUGAGGUCACGAAAAAAACAAGCUUUGACGAGAUGUUGGAAGAGCAGGAUGACAGUGAAGGUGAUGCCGUGGAGGAUGAGGCUGUGGCAGAGGAACGAGCUUUGCUGCUUGGGAAGCUGAAGGCACUUGAUGAGAUCCAGGAACCCGUUGUCAGCUCGAAGCUCGCUGGAAAGGGUGCGAAAGCACAGUCGCGUUCAGGACCCACUAAGGUUCUGGCUAAGCCACCUCCAGGGAGACAUGCUGUCGCCAUGGCUAAGGGUAAGGAGAAAGUGGUGGAGAAAGUGGUGGAGAAAGUGGUGGCGAAAGAGAGUAGCCCUGGUGGAAAGACAAAACGGGAGGAGUCCGCCUUGGUGGUUGAAGGCACUGUCCCAUCCUUUCUUUGUAGUCCCAUCCCUGUUGUCCCUAUCCUUGCCGUACCCUAUCCUCCCAUCCCUGCAGUCCCAUCCCUACCGUCAGCUCUCGACCUAUCCCUGCCGUCUAAGGGAGUGAGGCAAUACCUGAACCCUGACUCCCUUCUGUCUGCCUGCCCCUCUCCCCUCAACCCGAAACCCCACUUGCUUCCCUGUCCAGGUCUAAGGGGGUCUAGUGAGGUGACGAUUUACCUAAACCUUGACUCCCCUCUGCCUAUCUGCCCCUCUCCCUUCAACCUUAAACCCACCUGCUUCCCCAUCCAGGAACUUGCUAGGCGUGUAGCAACACAUCUUUUCUUCAACAUUGAAGCCUCAAUGAUUCAGUUCUACCCAUCUGCGGAGGAGGCCUUAGAUCAUGGGUUUAGCGAGUUUGUGUCGCCGCAGUUCGAGUGGCCAAUCCUUAACAAUGCGCCCGAUGGGAAGUUGAGCGGCAAGUGGGAGUACAAUCGGAUCCAGUACGAGGAGAUGUGCACCCGUGUGAAGCAGGAGGUCGAGAUCGCUGUCAUGGACCAUGGUGUCCCAUACGCCAGCAACACGAACACAUUCAACUUCCCCAACGGCGUCUACAUCGACGCGUCUGACAUGGAGACCCUUGUCAGCAGGGUGCAGCUUUGUUGCAUCACUCACCAUCUCUUCCGUCCCCUUCCCCUUCCUCCCAUCUCUUCCGUCCCCUUCCCCUUCCUCCCAUCUCUUCCGUCCCCUUCCCCUUCCUCCCAUCUCUUCCGUCCCCUUCCUCCCGUCUCUACUGUCCCCUUCCUUCCGUCCCCCAUGCCUCUUUGCGCAGGCAGCACGACCUGCACCAGCCCGGGUUGUCACCCCCAACCCGUGAUCACAGAGAUCUACAGCAGCACUAGGGGGACAUGUGCGGAGGGGCUUAGUAGUGGCAGUAGCAAUCUGCAGCAGCAGCAGGGGGAUCGGUGCGGAGGGGCUUCGCAGUGGCAGUAG
Molecule: messenger RNA, 1821 nt
Organism: Closterium sp. NIES-65
Lineage: Eukaryota; Viridiplantae; Streptophyta; Zygnematophyceae; Desmidiales; Closteriaceae
Source: the annotation of a GenBank genome assembly